AUGGGUUCAGAAUCGACAAACAAUGAAGUCGAAACUUCGUUCAUUGUCGAAAUUCCGAUCGAGAAAAGUGCAGUCAGAGAUCUUCGGAGUGCGUCCGGAGUCACAGAAAAACAUCCGGCGCGCGGGGAAACGGGUCCGGAAACCGAAUCGCCGAUCGCAGGAACAGGCGAAAUGAACGUCCAGACGCUGAAGAGUAAAACAUCGAAGCGCGGGAAAAUGCUGCAAAACAGGAAAACAGAAAUACGCGAUCUGAGGGAGCGUAACAACGAGCUCGCCAGAAAGUUGCAGGAAAAGGAAACGGAGAUCUAUCGCCUGACAACAGAGAAGACGGAGCUCCUGAAGGAACUGGAGACGAGGGAAACAGAAGCCCAGCGCCUGAGGAGCGAAAAUUCGGCGGUGGAACUCGAGCUCCAAGACAAAGAGACGGAGAUAUUUCACCUGAAAGACGUGAGGAAUCUCCUGGAUCUCGAGAUGAGAUCGAAAGACGAAGAAACUCUUUUUAUUUCCGACGGAAACAAGAAACUGGAAACGGAGAUGCAGACAAAGGAGAGAGACACGAAACGAGUGAGGGAAGAGAACAGACUCCUGAGCCGGAAGUUGCGGGAAAUGGAAGAAGAAUUUCGCGGCUUGGCGAACAAAAACAAAGAAAUUGUUGUUCUGCUUAACGAGACGGGACACGAGAAGUCGCCGCGUCGAAAAGCCGAGGGGAAAUUAAAAGACGGCAUCUCGGAGGUUGGAGGAAAGCGCGACGAAGAUCGUGGAACGGGAGGAGGAGGACGAGAGCUGAUCUACGACAAGACUGUGCUCACUCUGGCGAUAGAGGAGGGAGAGUCAGAAAUAAAAGCACUGACACAGGAAAACUCGCGUCUUCGGCACGAACUGCACGAAAAACGAACGGAGGAAGAGAGACUGAGAGAUGAGAACAGGAGACUUGGCAGAGCGUUCGAAGAAAAUGAACCACGACUAGAAAUUCUGACGGUGGAAAAUGAGAGACUUCGACAGACGUUCGAGGAGACGGAAAAGAACGUCGAAAGGUUUACAGAGGAAAAUACCAAGUAUGAAAAAGCACUGGAGGAAAUCGAGGAGGAGCUGAGACGCCUGGCAAAAGACAGGACUCGACUGCAGAGCGACUUACACGAGAAACGGUCGGAGGCGGGAAACAUUUCGGAUGAAAACGCGCGUCUCGAAACAGCGCUGCGGGUGUCGAAAUCGGAACUUACAAUCGAACAGACGAGGAACGAACUGCGGCGGAAGGAACUACACACGGAACAGCUGAAGGGCGAGAACGCGCAAGUGGCAAAUCUGCUGCGAGAGACAGAAACUCGCACGGAGCGUCUGGAAGGAGAGAAUUCACGUCUUGCCAGCGAAUUACGAGAAAAGGAAUCAGAGACAGAAAACAUGGCGGAACAAAACGAGUUUCUCGCUGAAGAAUUAAAGAAUAAGGAGUCUGAAGUAAGAGUCUUCGAACAAGAAAAUUUACGGCUGACCAAUGAACUGCGUGAGAAAGAAACAGUGACGAAACGCCUCGCGGAGGAAAAUACGAGGCUCUGUAAAGAACUGCGCGAUAAGGAACCCGAGAUAAGUCGCUUCGCGGAAGAAAGCGAGUGUCUGAGUAAAGAAAUCCGAGAGAAAGGCCAGGAAAUUGAACGCCUGAGAGAGAGAAAUUCACGUCUUGCUAAUGAAUUACGAGAAAAAGAAUCAGAGUGUGUACGAGUCACAGAAGAAAAUAUACGAUAUGAUAAGAUAAUCCAGGAAAAAGAACGAGAAAUUGAAGGCGUCGCAGAGGAAAUUGCGCGUAAUGAACGUAAAUUAGAAAGACUGACGGAAAAACGCGUUCAAGUCGAGAGACAACUGGAGGAAGACGACCUCAGGGUCGAGGAGGCGACAGAUCGAAUUGGAAGUCUUCGUGAAAAACUGCAAUACAGCGAUUCGACGAUUGAAUGCCUAAGAGAAGAAAACUCGCGAUUGAAUGACGAGUUAAAGCUGAAGGAAAAUGAAGAAGGAUGCCUAAAGGAAGAACAGACACGACUUAAGAGAGAACUUGAAGAGAGGGAAUUGAAGACGCGGAAUUUGAAAGACGACAAUUCGGCGUUGGUAAGAAACGAACAGGACAGUUCUGCCGCGAUAAAGCAAUUGACGGAAGAGAACUGCGGACUCCGGAAACAACUACAAGACGAUCAACGCAACAUCGAACGUCUGGAACAAGAAAGCGGACGACUUGAAGAAGAUCUACAAGAAGGGAUGCGAAACACAUUGAGUCUGGCGGAGGAAAUUUCGGAAAAGGGUAAGGGGCUGCAACACGUGAUGGAGGAAAAUGGGAAUAUUGACCAAGAACUGAUGGAGCUGGAACAAGGAAUACGUAAAUGCAGAGACGAAAAUAAAAGACUGAGCGAAGUCACGCAAAACGAGAAGGCAGAAAUUCUUAGGUUGCGAGAAGAAAAUUUACAACUUGAAAAGGAACUGCGAGGAACGAGAAAUCAAAAGGACGAGCUUGGUGAAAAAUUUCGGGAAACGGAAAUGAACAUAUUCAGCCUGGGAGAAGACAACGCUCGGGUUGAAAGCAUGUUGAAACAGAAGCGAGCAGAAUUGAAGCACCAGACAGAUGAAAGCGAACGGCUGCUGAAGGAGAGCGAAUCAGAAACGAUAAGACUGAAACAAGAAAUAACCCAGAACGAAGAGACAGUAAAAGGAAAGACAGCGGGCGUGGAAGGUCUAGUAAGUUACUUUAACGUUACUGUGAACCAGAUUCAGGACCUCGAAAGGCAGAUAAAAACUCAGGAGGUCGCGAACAGAAAUAUUGAGGAUCAGUUACAAGAGAAUAAGAUAAUUUUAGAGAAUUUGGAAGGCCAGAAAACGGAGCUGGAAAAGAUCUUAUUUAUCAAAGAGAACGAGAAAAACAAUGUCACAGAUGAGGCAACUGAUUUGCAAACAAAAUUACGAACCGAGAUUGAGGCCAAGGACAAGGACAUUCAAAGCUUAUCAGAGAGAACGAGAAAGCUGAAGGAAGAUGCACAAGGCAGAGAAACGAUAUUCAUGCAACUUACAAAAGAAAGUUCCGAGCUUGGGAGAAAUGUGCAGGAAAGGGAUUCUGAUACACAGCGUCUGAUGGGACAUAAUGCAAAGCUGAAGGAGAUUCUGUUAAUUAAGGGACGGGAAUCUGGUCAUCUGACUGAAGCAAACACAAAGUUAAGGGCCACGGUUUUAGAAACACAGAAGGAAUUUAGGGAGCAGCUAAUGAGAAGGGUGAAAGCAUUACAAAGUCCAUCUUACGAAUACACAGCAUUUGGAAUAAGUCUGAGGACGAAAGUAGCAGAAUUAAUGAAAACUGCUGACAAAAAGACAGUCAUUGAAGAAGAAUUGUUUGCUAAAGAAACUGAAUUAGAAAAAUUCAUAAAUGAUAACAAAAGCUUUAUCAGAGGAACCGAACCGAGUGCAGAGAAAGACAUGGAAUUUUAUGGAGACCCACAGAAUAACAGACGUGAAGGAGACCUCAAAACUGAGCCCUCAGUUUCACAGACUGACAACCCUGAAGGCCAAAGAUGUCUCACCAGAGUCACGAGAGGAACCGACUUUACAGAUGCAAACACUGAAACUGACAAAGUGCAAACAGAAAUUCAGUCAUCAACAGAUAAAAAUUCAGCAUCUGGAAACGAGAGUUAUACAAACAGCAGAGCCAUGCUCAGUCCAGAAACUGAUGAGAGUACGCUUGGAGGAGAAACACCGGGCACAGGGGCAUCUGUCCAGAAUACAGUUGGUGCUUCGUCGUAUUUCAAUAAAGGAGCAGAGUCAAAAGAUCUGCUGCGAGAUGAGACCCACGAGGUCUUUUGGAAACAAGCUAGGCGUGAGGAUGCAGAAAACCGUAGAAGAACUCGUGGAGUACAGAGACACUACAGCGUGGACACGGCGUUCGACUCCAUCAGAGGAAAAACACAAAUGGCUGGAGAAAUGAAGCUACCGCAUCGGACAUUUGAGAGAAGCAAGCUGCAGAGGCAACUGUCAGUCAGUAAGCUAGACCUGGCAAGUCUCACCAAUGGCAGUGAAGGACGGAGUGUGCUGACGAACAUGCCGCUGGUCGUCAGCUGUUACAACCGACAAAGCCCUGCAGUUAGCCCACAGACCACAGAAGAUACAUACAUGAAGAAAACUGGAUGGGUGGACACCAACAUGCAGUUCAAAAUUAAUGUAGCAGCACUGCUGUCUAUUCGAGCCAUGAACACAAGGCAGAAAUUCCAAAUGGCAUCACAAGCACACACUCCUCAAUUAUUUAAUGACAUCAUACUGAAAGUUGGAGAGCAAACAUUGUUCCUUCAAAUGAAUUAUUGUUCACACUUUAAUAAGAAUACGGAGAUUUCACAGUUUCUUCAGUUAAAAGGAGACUUCAGUCUGUUAAAAUAUUGCAUGUCACUAUGUGAAAUGAAGAAGCAAUGGUCACAAAAUAAGUACUUGCAAAGCCAAGGCAGAUUUGAAGACUGCAUUUUUAUUGUAUACACAAAUGCUGAAAUGUCUCAUGAUAAUGGAAGAAAUGAAGGCAAUACAGUUUGGCAGAAACUGCUUUACUCUGGAGGAAACUGUUUCAGCUUCACCGAAAAUAAAUCCCCUGAUAUCUACGAAAUGUUCCAAAACCUUGAAAGAUACAAACAACUGCUGGCUGGCUCACGUUACAACUCAAAUCUCACAACACAGGAAGAGUUGCUAGAUUUCAUCAGGAAAGUCUGGAACAGUAACGCCAAAACCAUUCCUGGGAUAAUUGAAAUGAACAAGCUGCUAAAAGAGCUACAGCAGUUAGGGGAUUUGUCACAUUACAGAGAAUUUUUGGCAAAGCUUUGGUUUUUUACUGGACAGGCAACUGACAGGAAACUUGAUGAACAAACAAAACAAGAAAUUGGACUUGCUUGUGGCAUCACCAAAACAAACUUAAUUUAUGAUCGCUUUAUGAAACAAAUACAUGACUGGUGUAAAUAUUCAAAUAGAUUUCUCACUCAGGAAUCACCACUCUGGACAGAUAUCAAAAGAGACUUCAAACUGCCAAACUGAUACACAGCUUCAAAUGUGACCCAGAAAAAAAUUAUACCAUCUACCAGCAAUGAAUAAUCAAUGUUGACUUUAA
Messenger RNA from Zootermopsis nevadensis, 5107 nucleotides. The record is from RefSeq and is a predicted model, not a curated record. Lineage: Eukaryota; Metazoa; Arthropoda; Insecta; Blattodea; Termopsidae.